Cryptococcus amylolentus CBS 6039 is the source of this 1474-nucleotide messenger RNA. RefSeq lists its product as hypothetical. The transcript is spliced from 8 exons. Bases 57 to 1205 code for a protein of 382 amino acids. Lineage: Eukaryota; Fungi; Basidiomycota; Tremellomycetes; Tremellales; Cryptococcaceae. Gene Ontology annotation, cellular component: plasma membrane. The record is from RefSeq and is a predicted model, not a curated record.
CCAGCUUGCUUAUUCUUCUACUGUACUACUACUACUACUGCUACUCUACUCCUACUAUGUCCCACGACAACAAGGCAUCCAUGGACGGCACCACCAUCGACUUCAACAACAACAACGGUGCCAAGCCCCAGUUCUCCUCCGCGGGCCACUCCGUCCCAGAGAGCGAAGAGCUCGAUCGCUAUGUCACAGACGACGUCCCCAGGCAGCAGAAGAUGUCUGUCAGGCCUCAAACCGCCCCCGAGGGAGGUUUGAUCGCCGUGCAACCCCUGCAGAAGAACGAGAUGCAACCUUCUUACGCUCAAGACCUUGGCGCCGGCUCGAUCGACCACGGCUGCUAUGGAAGCUUCAUGAACGCCCUUGGUGCUUGUAUCGGUGCACUCGGUGUCGUGCCAUGCUGCCCCUGCCCGAACCCCUUCCACAACAUCUCCCAAGGCUCCGUCGGCCUCGUCUCCCGUUUCGGCAAGUUUUAUAAAUCCGUCGACCCCGGUCUCGUCAAGAUCAACGUCUGUACUGAGGGCGUCCAAGUCGUCGACGUCAAGAUUCAGCUCACCGGCGUGCCCCGCCAGACUGUCCAAACCAAAGACAACGUCUCGGUCGAUGUCGACAGUGUUAUCUGCUGGCACGUUAUCUCGCCGUACAGAGCGGCUUAUGGCAUUUCGGACGUCCGAUCUGCGCUGGUUGAGCGUGCGCAGACGACACUUCGACAGGUCGUCGGUGGUCGUGUCUUGCAGAGUGUCAUCUCUGACCGUGAAGGUCUCGCCCACGAAGUCGCUGAAAUUAUCGAAGCCACCGCCGAAAAGUGGGGUGUCGCUAUUGAAUCCAUCCUCCUCAAAGACAUCAAUUUUUCCAUCGAGCUCCAGCAAUCUCUCUCUUCUGCUGCUACCCAAAAGAGGGUCGGCGAGAGUAAGGUUAUCGCGGCAAGGGCAGAGGUCGAUGCCGCCAAGUUGAUGAGGCAGGCUGCCGAUAUCCUUGCUUCCCCGGCGGCUAUGCAGAUCCGACAACUCGAGGCUCUGCAGAACAUGGCUCGCAACUCUGGCUCCAAGGUCAUCUUUGUGCCGAUGAGCCUCGGCGGAAUGGGCGCGGCGGGUAUCACCAACGACGUUGCCGACCAGAUCCGCGCUUCUGGUCAUGAGGGUGAGAAUGCCGAAGCUGGACCCUCGUCGGCCAGUAAUGCAGGGUUGAUCACCUCUAUGGCCAACAUCUAAGUCCCAAAGCUCUUGUCGAGUUAUGUUUUUGAAACGAAACGGAAGGAAAGAUUAUGUUUGGGAAUCAGCAAUCUUUACGAAAUCGAAAGUGAAGGAAGGGAAAGAGGAAAAGUGAGAAUAGCUACACACAGUAUAAUUGAGAUUAAUCUUUUGGGCCCAUCGUGCGCCGGUCUUAUACACGCAGACCUACUGUAAUUCUAUCUUGCUAGCCUUCUAUGCGAGUCAAAUGUAAAGUGCGUGCACUGUAGCCCGCCAGAUCCCCCCUUUGC